Messenger RNA from Cydia strobilella, 954 nucleotides. RefSeq lists its product as uncharacterized. Lineage: Eukaryota; Metazoa; Arthropoda; Insecta; Lepidoptera; Tortricidae. The coding region runs from base 81 to 470 and encodes 129 amino acids. The transcript is spliced from 2 exons. The record is from RefSeq and is a predicted model, not a curated record.
UCAAAACAAAGUGCUAUCAGCGUCGUUGUGCCUUCCUUUAAAAGUGUUUGUGCAUUCGUUCGUCAUAAAUAAAAAUUAAAAUGGCUACCGAAACGGAAAACCUAAAAAAAUUACGCGUUAUACGCUCGCAGUGUAAAGGAACGAUUACGAGAAUCGAUAAUUUUGUCAAGGAUCCCGUAUGUUUGGCAGCCGCCAGCGCCGAUAUAUUAGAGGCGCGAAAAGAGAAGCUCAUUUCCACCUUAAAAGAUUACGAAAAGGUGCAAAUGGACAUCCUAAGCAUUGAUGAAGGCGAUGGUGAACAGGUGGGAGAAAUUGAAGACAAAUACUAUUCCAUAUUAGCAAAAAUUAACAGCUCUCUUAAAAUGUUAAACACAAAAGUGACUUCGGAUUGCCACAACGCAUCCACAUGGCCACAACACAUUGCUGCAUCAGGAGCGCAAUGUGAAUGUGGAGAAGCCCAGAAUAAAUAAUGAUGACAGUCAGCAGCCACUAUCAUCUGAUGCUGGUGAGUUUGAAAUUGCUGUUAAUACUAUUUUAAAUUGUGUGUCCGAUAAUGGUGUUUUGCUUCCAACCAUUAAGGUAAAAUUAGCAACCAAAAAUAAUGAAGAGGUGGUAUGCAAGGCAUUGCUGGACACUGCGUCUCAAGGCAGUUUUAUUAGAUCAGAUUUGGUAAGCAGGCUUGGCCUAAAACCUAUGAUUGAGCCAAAUAAUAUUAUUGGGUUCCGUAAACAACUAUGUAAAGUAAAUGAGUAUGUAACUUUAACUCUUCAAUCUUGUAAGAAUAAUGUUAAAAUAAUAUUGAAAUGUCAUAUUAGUGAUGAAAUUACUUCCAAACUGCCUCAAAGAUCAUUAGAUGUAUCUAAAUAUCAUAUUCCACAAAAUAUAACUUUAGCUGAUGACACAUUUUACAUAAGAAAUGAUAUUCCUCUGUUGCUUGCAGCCAACAUCUAUUUU